Ustilago hordei is the source of this 990-nucleotide messenger RNA. RefSeq lists its product as uncharacterized. Gene Ontology annotation, cellular component: cytoplasm. Gene Ontology annotation, biological process: cellular response to oxidative stress. Gene Ontology annotation, molecular function: zinc ion binding; quinone reductase (NADPH) activity. The record is from RefSeq and is a predicted model, not a curated record. Lineage: Eukaryota; Fungi; Basidiomycota; Ustilaginomycetes; Ustilaginales; Ustilaginaceae. The transcript has a single exon. Bases 1 to 990 code for a protein of 329 amino acids.
AUGUCAAGCAUCAAAGCGCUCCAAAUCGAGGGUCAAGGUGGUCCUGAAGUAGUCCAAGUGGUGCCUAUCCAGCCUCCCACACUGGAAGGCAAGGGUAAGGUUAUCGUUCGCAACGAAUAUGCGGGAGUCAACAUGAUUGAUACCUACCAUUUCGGUGGUCUCUACCCUCUGGAGACGCCUGUUAUUAUUGGUCAGGAAGCUGCAGGUGUUGUCGAAGCUGUUUCGCCAGAUGUCACUUGGCUUGCUCCCGGAGAUAAGGUUGUCCAGUACGGUGGAGGUUCCUACAGCGAAAAGCAACUCGUUGACGCUCAACGAGUCAUCAAGCUUCCCGAUACCAUCGACACCAAGACGGCUGCUGCAUCUUACCUUCAAGGCUUGACGGCACUUACAUUGCUCAAAGAAGCUCAUCCUGUGAAACAAGGCGAUUGGCUUCUCGUCACCGCCGCUGCAGGUGGUGUGGGACUUUUGCUUUGUCAAAUGGGAAAAGCAUUCGGAGCCAAAGUGAUCGCCGUCACUUCCACCCAAGCCAAAUGUCAUCUCGCUCUAUCCCACGGAGCAACACACGCAAUCCUCUACAACAAAGAAAACCGCCAGGAUUACAUCAAACAAGUCAUGUCCCUCACCAACAAUCACGGUGUAGACGGCAUCCUCGACGGCGUUGGAGCAGAUACCUGGGAAGCUAAUUUUACUAUCGCUGCUCGCAAAGGUACGAUUGUUACUUUCGGUAACGCUUCCGGUCCUGUUCCUUCUUUUGCCCCGCUUAAGCUUGCUGCCAAAAAUCUCAAGGUCUGUAGACCAACACUGUUCAACUAUGUGAGCACGCGGCAAGAAAGGGAGAGCUAUUCCAAGGAGCUCUUUGACUUGGUCGAGAGUGGAAAGGUAAAGAUCAAUGUUCAUGAGCAGUACGAGUUCAGUACGGAGGGAAUGCGCAAAGCGUUUGCUGACAUUAAGAGUAGGAAGACUACUGGUAAGCUGAUUGUUAAGAUCUAG